Zeugodacus cucurbitae (melon fly) is the source of this 933-nucleotide messenger RNA. RefSeq names its product RWD domain-containing protein 1. Gene Ontology annotation, biological process: cytoplasmic translation. The record is from RefSeq and is a predicted model, not a curated record. The transcript is spliced from 2 exons. Lineage: Eukaryota; Metazoa; Arthropoda; Insecta; Diptera; Tephritidae. The coding region runs from base 68 to 802 and encodes 244 amino acids. Gene Ontology annotation, molecular function: protein binding.
CAUAGGACAUUUUAAAUAAUUUAGUUUAUUGAUAAUUAAGUUUGAUCACAACGAAUACUUUUUAAAAAUGAGUAGGAAUUACAAGGAAGAUCAAGCGAAUGAAAUAGAGGCGCUCGAAUCUAUAUACUAUAGUGAAAUGGAAGUACUGGAGACAGAACCUUAUCACAAAUUCAGUAUUACCAUCGGCACUGAGGAAUACAACACUGAAGAGGAAUCAGGUGGUAUGGCGUGCAAACUCGUAUUUACGUAUACUCCAACUUAUCCAGAUGAAGCACCAGAAGUAGAAAUAGAGGAUCCUGUUAAUCUAGAAGAACUUUACGAAGACAAACUACUUGAACACCUCAAAAAAACAAUUGAAGAAAAUAUAGGAAUGGAAAUGAUUUUUACAUUAGUUAGCAGUGCACAGGAAUGGCUGAAUGAACGCUGGGAUGACUACAAGUUGCAUGAGGAAGAAGAACGCGCAAGGAAACUUUUAGAAGCAGAAGAAGCUGAACGAAAGAAAUUCGAAGGUCAUCGUGUGACUGUUGAAUCAUUUCUUAAAUGGAGGGCGGAAUUCGAGGAGAGCACAGGCAUAGCGGCCAAAAGAGAAAAGAACAACGAUAGUAAAAAACUGACCGGGAAAGAGUUGUUUAUGCGCGACACCACUCUCAAUGAUUCCGAUAUUAAAUUCUUACUUGAAGCUGGUGACUCCAUUGAAAAUGUUAAAAUUGAUGAAACUCUAUUUCAAGAUAUUGGCGAUUUGGAGUUGGGUGAUGAGGACGACUCCGAUGAUGAAGAUUGGGUGCCAGGUGCCGAUGAUUAGGUUAAAGACUUUUAUACUUAAUUAUAUUUGUUAAUUAAAAAAUGAGUCGCUUAUAGUUUCUUACACAUUUAUUAAAUAGAUAAGGUAUAUGAAAAAUUAUGCUCGGCAAAUAUAUAAUAUCAACAGAGAAA